CAGCUAGGCAUGGAAUUGGAGGCGAGGCCGAGUGCAUAAAAACGUGUGAAGCAACACAGAAAUAUCAAAGAGCGCCAUGGAAGCACUAAACAAUAGCUUUGGUCAGCCAUUCAUUAUUCGGUGCUUUUCCUUGAAAUGACUUUCACGCCUAUUCUUCUCCUAUAAAUACAAUUUUCCCUCCCCUCGCCUUUUCACGCUCCCGUCACUCAUCAAUCUCACACAACACAGCUAUGCACAAUCAACAAGACCCCCAAGAUUCCUUCCUCUGUCCCAGCUUCAAUAGCUAUUCCACCGAUAAACUCGCUGAUGUUGCCGAUCGUGUUGCCCGCGAGCAAUUUCGCCGCCAUGACCACGCCGUUGCUGCCGACUCUGCCGACUUCGAAUUCGUCACCUUUCGAAAGGCUGCCGAUGAGGUUUUCUUUGAUGGCCGCGUGGGCCCUGUUUUCCCCGUCUUCGAUCGGGACCUCUUGAAGGACGAUGUGAUCGGCCGUCGGUCCUCUGACGCCGAGGAGGAUGCGCUAGCUCUUCAAUUCUCCAUGAGGAAGCUGUUGAUUGACGACGAGGAUCCAGCGCUCGCCGAUCGUGAUCCUCCGUCGUCUUCCUCGUCGGAUGUGGAUGAUUUGGAGUCGAUUCCGCCAGGGACGUACUGUGUUUGGACUCCCAAAACAGCGAAGGCAUCGCCUAGCAGAUGCGAGAAGAGCAAUUCCACGGGAACGUCGUCGUCGUCGUCGAAGAAAUGGAAGCUUCUGGAUUUGCUUCGGCGGAGCAACAGCGACGGGAAAGAGUCGUUCGUGUUCCUGACGCCGUCCGCCUCGAUGAAAAAGAAGGAGGCGAGAGCAGAGAAUUCGAAAGAACAAUGGAGCUCUGGAAGCAGUCUGUCAAUUAGCAAGGUUGCCGGAAAACAGAAGGCCAAGGGACAGGGGAAUUCAGGCGACAUCGUGAAGAAGAUGUCGGCUCACGAGGCAUUCUACUUGAGAAACAGAGAGCUGAAGAAAGUGGACAGGAGAAAGUCGUAUUUGCCUUACAGACAAGACUUGGUUGGGUUCUUUGCAAACGUCCAUGGGUUGGGCAAGCCCUUUACUCCAUUCUGAAACUAUUGACACACGAGAUUAGGUUAGAAUAUUUUGGAUUUAAUUUUAACCACCUUCUAUGGGUGUUGAAUCAUAAAUUGUUCUGUAUAACUCGAAACAUAUUGAUACGGAAUCAUACGAUGCGGAAAGCAUAUAUAGAUUGUGCUGGAUGUUCAGGA
Prosopis cineraria is the source of this 1249-nucleotide messenger RNA. RefSeq lists its product as uncharacterized. Bases 231 to 1091 code for a protein of 286 amino acids. Lineage: Eukaryota; Viridiplantae; Streptophyta; Magnoliopsida; Fabales; Fabaceae. The record is from RefSeq and is a predicted model, not a curated record. The transcript has a single exon.